This is a messenger RNA of Oncorhynchus nerka (sockeye salmon), 7727 nucleotides long. RefSeq names its product protein phosphatase 1H-like. The record is from RefSeq and is a predicted model, not a curated record. Gene Ontology annotation, biological process: protein dephosphorylation. Lineage: Eukaryota; Metazoa; Chordata; Actinopteri; Salmoniformes; Salmonidae. Bases 167 to 1720 code for a protein of 517 amino acids. Gene Ontology annotation, molecular function: protein serine/threonine phosphatase activity. The transcript has 10 exons.
CUUUAGCUCUCUCUCCAGCGGCUUUGAAUAAAAUCCUGAAUAGGAGGAGGUAUUUUUUGCAUCCUUCGCGCUGUCGUCGAAACGUGUCGCCGAGCUGGGGGGAAAUUCGGGAAAGGGGAGCCGCGCUGGAGCACCGCACAGCACCGACACACGACGCGGCACAAACAUGCUCACUCGGGUUAAAUCUGCGGUGGCCAAUUUCAUGGGAGGCGUUGUGGCUGGUGGCGCUGAAGGUGACUAUUCCGGAUCAGAACUGCCGCUGAAAUUCCCAUACACGAGACCCGAGUUCCUAGGACUGACCCAGGAUGAAAUCGAGUGCUCCGCAGAUCACAUAGGGCGGCCGAUUCUCAUCCUCAAAGAGACGGAGAGAUUGCCGUGGGCCACUGGUUACGCAGAGGUGAUCAACGCAGGUAAGAGUUCCCUGAAUGAGGACCAGGCGUGUUGUGAGGUGGUGGUGGUGAGAAAGAGAACAGGAGACUCCACCACCCCCAUUAAGACCCCCACCGCCAAGAGAAGAUCCUCGCUGCCCAACGGAGAAGGCCUGGGGUUGAAGGAGAACAGCGCUGACUCAGAGAGUCUGGUAUUCUACUACUGGGCAUUGUUCGAUGGCCACGCCGGCUCCGGGGCUGCAGUAGCAGCCUCCAAGCUCCUCCAACACCACAUCGUCGAGCAUCUCCAGUCUGUCCUCGAGGUCCUAAGGAACCAUGCCGUUUUACCGCCCACCAUCUUCGGUGAGGAGUCUAACCACCACAUGACCCCAGGGAUCCACCGGGCCACCCUGACUCGGGCCGCGUCACUCCGUGGAGCCGCUGGCGCCCCCAGCUCCCCCUGCACCCCUCCACCACAGAGGUUCUUCACAGAGAAGAAGAUCCAGCACGAUAGCCUGGUGAUGGGAGCCAUGGAGAACGCCUUCAAGGAAAUGGAUGCCCAGAUAGAGAGGGAGAAGCAGAUGUAUAACAUCACUGGAGGAUGCACAGCACUGUGUGUUGUUUAUCUGCUUGGAAAGCUAUAUGUGGGAAACGCAGGAGACAGCAGGGCGAUCAUUAUAAGGGACGGGAAGGUCAUACCCAUGUCCACAGAGUUCACUCCAGAGUCAGAGAGACAACGGCUACAGUUCCUGGGCUUCAUGCAGCCUCACCUAUUGGGAGGAGAGUUCACCCAUCUGGAGUUCCCUAGGAGAGUACAGAGGAAGGAGGUGGGCAAGAGGAUGCUCUACAGAGACUUCACAAUGAAUGGAUGGGCAUAUAAAACCAUAGAAGAUGAGGACCUGAGGUUCCCACUAGUCUACGGCGAAGGGAAAAAGGUUGUUUGUGCCAGAGUAAUGGCCACCAUAGGCGUGACCAGAGGUCUUGGUGACCAUGAUCUUAAAGUCCAUGAUUCCAACAUCUACAUCAAGCCUUUCCUGUCCUGCUGUCCAGAGGUGACGGUGUACAACCUAAACCAAUACGAGCAUGGUGCUGACGACGUCCUGGUGAUGGGAACAGAUGGCCUUUGGGACGUCCUCUCCAACAAGGAAGUCAACGAAUCAGUCUCCACCUUCUUGGCCAACUGUGACCCCGACGACUUAUACAGGUACACGAUGGCUGCUCAGGAUCUGGUGAUGAGAGCGCGGGGAGUACUGAAGGACCGAGGCUGGCGGAUCACUAAUGAACGGCUGGGAUCUGGAGACGACAUCUCCUGUUACAUCAUCCCUCUGAUGUACGGAAACCGCCAGCCCUAGAACCACCUACAGACCAUGAAUGGAGCAGACUCCCAUCUCUAUGGCAAGCUCCCUCCUCAACCAGCAGUACUGUACCCCUCUCUUUUUGACUCUCUCUCUCUGUGUCACCCACCUCUCAGUGCUGUACUAUAAGUGAUAAUCCUUCAAGAUGUUACAAUGUUCCCUUCUUCGUCUUAUGUGACCUAAGAUCCCAGUCAUAUGAUGCUGACCUGUGAAGCUUUGUUUCCUGCUUUGCCACAGUGUGGCUUCAGAGGAGUCACUUCCUGAAGUACAGUGUUUCUUUCAGACCUACCAAGUUUGAGUACAGACAGGUGUUUGUCUGGCAGAAAGUGGUUUUUACUAAAAGUAUGUCGUUUUUGUAGUAUGUAGUUUUCUAAAACAUCUCACUCGUCUCAACUGGAAAGAGAGGCUGAACUUAGUGAAGAUCACAUUUUUUGACUUGGUGUAGCCUACGUAAUGAAGAUUCUGUAUCCCUCACCAUAAUCUGACUGAGCAAGGUGCAAUAGUUUACUAUGGUACUGUUUGUGUAUGACUUGAUCUUGUUUUUUCUCAUUGGUGUAAAAAUGGCCAUAGUCAUUCAAAAAACAAUAAGUUAAGAGUUCUAUCUUAUAAUGUAUUCAUAGACCAAGACCCACGUUCUGUUACAAAUCUUAUGAUGUAGCUGUAUAUUUAUUUCUGUUAGAUCAUUAUUUUAGCCUGAUAAUGUUCAAGAUGUUUAUUUGCAUGUAAUGCUGCUUGCUUUGGGAAAUUGAUGGAGAUAUAGUGGUUCAGACUGAACCCAAAGACAAGAGAUGUCUUUGCUGACGGAUGUUUUUGGGUUUCAUAUACUCAAUGGAAUAUUAAGUAUGUUGGCCUACACCAUUGCCACUUCAGUCUGUGCCAUUCCAUGCGUAUUUUACUUUUCAAUAUUGUACGAGGAUUUAUUUAUACUUUAUGAUGUAUUGUCACACUUGAUCCUUCAAUUCAGUGCCAGUAUUCCACUUAUGUCAUACUGCACCAUUAUUUUAUUAUUUUCAUAAAUACCAUUGAUAAAACAUAUGAAUUGAUGUGAACAUACUCUAUAAUUUCCUACAUGUUACAUUGUAUAUUUUGGUGACAUUGUCAGCUUUGAUGUAUUGUUGAUGGUGGCUGAAGUUCUGGAUGAAGUUUUCACAGAUGCCGUGCUCAAAGAUGGUGUCCUAACAUGAUAUACUAAGUUCUGGCUCUUGACUCUGCCAUCUACCCAUCAUACAAUGUGCUACAUUUAGGGCUAUUUCCAAUCAGACCUGCCUUAACCCACGAUAACUGACAACUGCAUAGCAGUUUGUGUUUUUAUUUGGAUUAUUUUUGAGGUGUAACAUCGUUGGAGCUGCCAAAUCAGCAAGUGACUCCCGGCAUUAUACCUAUCGCAGACAUUGCCAUUGGAUGCACGAGUCGCAUUAGUAUAAAUCCCAUGCAGCCUUGUUGUUUCAAGCUCAAACACUGGAAUGUGUGCUGUAAUCUACACCCCAAUUAGGCUGAAAUCAAUCCUUAUUCAUUUGUUUAAUGAGUUUCAAUUUGAGUGUCACUUUCUAUAUAGCCUACACUUUCUCAUUCUGAACUUCUAAUGCGGGUGGGUUGUAUAGACAGGUGUGGUUUUGUGACAUGGUGAGAAGAGCUGCUCCAACGCAGUUACACCGCUGACAUCUAAACAAAAGCAAAGAAAUUGCUAUGCAGUUGUCGGGAAUGGCAGGUUUACGCUGAAACGGAUUGAAUAGGCCUGAAAGGUCUUGCACAGUCAAAUCAUGUUUAUGAAAUUUGAUGAUAUUUGGAUGAAACCAGAUCAAAGUAGGAAAAAUGACUAUUGCUUCUACAUUGAUGAAAGUUUGAUCAUAUAGUUACUGGUCCAUUCCCCCAUUUGGAUUCAGGAGGCGGAUUAUUAAGGGCUUUUUGUGACAUUACAAAAUCCUCUCAUUUUAAUACACCAAUUUAAAUAGGUAUCGCCUUGUAACCAAUAUCGCGGAGGGGAGUGGUUUAGGUAGCUAGUCUAGUGGUGCUACAAUUUGACUGCAGCAUGUCUGCAAAUACAAUGAUGUUUCCCCUAUUCAUCUAAGGCAAAUAUACUUUGGUUUGUACUUUCAUCUGUGUCUGGUGUUAGCUAGGAACUGGUUGGCUCGGUCUUCAGCCAGCAUGGAACAAAAGCGGGGGAAUGGUUCCCCAAAACCCAAGUAAUUACACAUGUCAAACGGGAGAUUCAUCUAAACUUCUUGACUAUCGUUAAUAGUCAUGCUAUAUGGACAUUGCCUGACUCCCUGGACAGUAAAAAAAAAAAAGAUACACUCAUCUAGUCCCGGGUCAGACCACCCUUUGCCUCCAGAACAAUUUGAAUUCAUUGGGGCAUAGAUUCCACAAGGUGUCGGAAAUGUUCCACAUGGAUGUUGGUCCAUGCUGACACGACAGCACCACGCAGUUGCAGCAGAUUGGACGUCGGAACGUGUGGUACGUUCAUGCUGUGAACAGGUUUGGUCAGUGACAAUGUUCAGAUGCGCUGUGGCGUUCAAUCGUUGCUCAAUUGGUAUCAAGGAACCUAAUAUGUGCCAGGAAAACAUUCCACACACCAGUACACCACCAGCCUGUACCGGUUGACACCAGGCAGGAUAGGUCCAUAAACCCAUUCUGCUUACGCCAACUCCUGAACUGGGAUUCCUCGGACUAGAGGAUGUUUUUUUCACUCCUCAAUUGUCCUGUGUUGGUGAUGGCGUGCCCACGGGAGCCGCCGCUUCUUGUUUUUAGCUGAUAGGAGUGGAACAUGGUGUAGUCAUCUUCUGUAAUAGCCUAUCCUUGACGAGUUGUGCUUUCCGAGAUGCCGUUCUGCACGCUACUGUUGGACUGCGCUGUUAUUUGUCUGUUUGUGGCCAUCAUGAUAGCUUGUACGAUUCUUGCCAUUCUCCUUUGACCUCUCUCAUCAACAAGCUAUUUUUGCCCACAGGAAUGCUGCUGACUGGAUAUUUUUUGUUUGCUGCAACAAUCUUGGUAAACCCUAGACACUCGUUUGUGAAAAGCUCAGUAGGGUCGGCCGUUUCUGUGAUACUGGAUCCGGUGCGCCUGGUACAGAUGAUCAUACCAUGCUGAAAGUUGCAUAGGUCACUUGUUUUGCACAUUCUAGUGUUCAAUUGAACAGAAACUGAAUGGCUCAAUGCCUGUCUGCCUACUUUAUAUAGCAAGCCAUGUGACUCAGUGUCUGUAGGAGCAUUUUUUGUGAAACCAUGUGCCAUUGCUUUGUGUACCAGCAAAUUUACUUGAGAUAAUCUCACCGCAACACUGCGUCCAUGUUGCUUGACAUACAGUUGAAGUCAGAAGUUUACAUACACUUAGGUUGGAGUCAUUAAAACUCGUUUUUCAACCACUCCACACAUUUCUUGUUAACAAACUAUAGUUUUGGCAAGUCGAUUAGGACAUCUACUUUGUGCAUGACAAGUCAUUUUUCCAACAAUUGUUUACAGACAGAUUAUUUCACUCUUAAUUCACUGUCUCACAAUUCCAGUGGGUCAGACGUUUACAUACACUAAAUUGACUGUGCCUUUAACCAGCUUGGAAAAUUCCAGAAAAUUAUGUAAUGUCUUUAGAAGCUUCUGAUAGGCUAAUUGACAUAAUUUGAGUCAAUUGGAGGUGUACUUGUGGAUGUAUUUCAAGGUCUACCUUUUUUUGCCUUUUUGCUUGACAUCAUGGGAAAAUCAAAAGAAAUCAGCAAAGACCGGCAAACAUUUUUUGAAAGACCUCCACAAGUCUGGUUCAUCCUUGGGAGCGAUUUCCAAACGCCUGAAGGUACCACGUUCAUCUGUACAAACAAUAGUACGUAAGUAUAAACACCAUGGGACCACGCAGCCGUCAUACCGCUCAGGAAGGAGACGAGUUCUGUCUCCUAGUGAAACAUACUUUGGUGCGAAAAGUCAAUCCCAGAACAACAGCAAAGGCCCUUGUGAAGAUGCUGGAGGAAACAGGUACAAAAGUAUCUACAUCCACAGUGAAACGAGUCCUAUAUUGAUUGACAUAACCUGAAAGGCCGCUCAGCAAGGAAGAAGCCACUGCUCCAAAACCGCCAUAAAAAAACAGACUACGGUUUGCAACUACACAUGGGGACUAAGAUCGUACUUUGUGGAGAAAUGUUCUCUGGUCUGAUUAAACAAAAAUAGAACUGUUGAGCAUCGUCAUGUUUGGAGGAAAAUGGGGGAGGAAAAGCAAGCCAAAAGAACACCAUCCCAACUGUGAAGCACGGGGGUGGCAGCAUCAUGUUGUGGGGGUGCUUUGCUGCAUGAAGGACUGGUGAACUUCACAAAAUAGAUGGCAUCAAUAAAUGGCAACAUCUCCAAACAUCAGUCAGGAAGUUAAAGCUUGGUUGCAAAUUGGUCUUUCAAGUGGACAAUGAUCCCAAGCAUACUCGGAAGGCUACCUAAAGCGUUUGACCCAGGUUAAACAAUUUAAAGGCAAUGCUACCAAAUGCUAAUUGAGUGUAUGUAAACUUCUGAACCACUGGGAAUGUGAUGAAAGAAAUAAAAGCUGAAAUAAAUCCUUCUCUCUACUAUUAUUCUGACAUUUCAUUCUUAAAAUAAAGUGGUGAUCCUAAGUAACCCAAGACAGGAAAUUUUUACUAGGAUUAAAUGUCAGGAAUUGUGAAAAAUUGAGUUUAAUGUAAUUGGCUAAAGUGUAUGUAAACUUCCGACUUCAACUGUAGGCUUUUUUCAAGAACUGUCAGUAAAGGUGAGGUGAAAAAAUCCUACAAUGUGAUUUUCUGGAUUUUUUUUCUUCUCAUUUUGUCUGUCAUAGUUGAAGUGUCCCUAUGAUGAAAAUUACAGGCAUCUCUCAUCUUUUUAAGUGGCAGAACUUGCACAAUUGGUGGCUGACUAAAUAAAUGUUUUGCCCCACUGCAUAUAAACCAUUACAAUAAAAAACAUGAUUUAAAGUCCUGAACAAUCAUUCUGAUUCCCAUGUAAAAUAUCCUUUUGAGUGACUAAAACAUGAUCCACAAUAUAUUUUUCUUUUUGUAUGUUUUUUGGGGGUAUUUCUAGGAAUGGGGGUUUCAAAGAAAGUGAUCACACUUGGAAAGUGUGGAAAUUGGAUAUGCAGUAUUGUAUUUAUUAUCCCAAAGUGUCCAGAAAGACUGACUAACGUACUGUAAUAUAACUUAAGUUGUAACCUAUUUAUGGAUUGUUCAUACUUAACUAUGUGGUAUGAAUGUAUAGUUAAUGUGUUAAGCCUUAACUACUAGAUGAAUGGGAAGAAAGAAUGAAGACUGUGCCACCCACACCUGUGCAUGGUGACCAACUCAAGUUUUUGGUAGUUUGGAAGUAAAAAAUAUAAUAGCUGUACUGGAAUGAAUACAUUGCUGAAGGCUAUUUGGACUAUUUGAUAUGAAGUAUUUGUUUGAUAUGAAUUUGUACACUUUCUAGAGUAGAAUAGAGUCAAACAGAGGGUAUGAAACGAAAAGUGCAUUUUGACAUUAUUACUUUGUAUCAGAUAUAUUUAACCUAGCCUGGUAGCAGAUUCGUAUGUUUUUUAAAAUCCAAGUCCUCUGUCAGUCUUUGUAUGCCAUAAACUGUUGCUUACACGGCAGUGGAGUUGGUUAUAAAGCACAAACUGGGCUGGUACCAGGCUAUAUUUGCCUCUCCUGCUGCUGUAUAUUUUAGUAGCCUACCAGUUGCUGUUGUUUUGUUCCAAAUCAUCUCUCAAACCCACACUCAUCCAUGUGACUGAUAAUGAAAGGGACUGGAAUUGAGGCCAUUCCCUGGUGAUGAGAAGAUUGAAGAAUGUCUGUGUAUUUCUCGGAACAAAUUAAGGAGAGUGGUGAAACACUACACAUUUUGAUGACAAUUUGACUAAUCUAAUUUAUUUUACCCUCCUACACCUUUAUUUUGUAAACUAUAGGUAAUUUCAUUCAAAUAAUAUUUGUAAAUGUUUAUGGUAUGUAUUUAUGUGCAAUGACGACUUUGGGGAAAUGUUUUACCUUGUGUUUUUUUUUCAGAGAAUAAAAGAUUUAAUUAAAUGUGAACAC